UUUUUUCGGACAUGGAUCAUAUAAAUUGGUUCGGAUCUUCGAGAGUUCAUCAUUCGAGUCGUAUUCCCAAAGAUCUCAACUCAACAUGAAGGUCCUCGUAGCAGCUGUCCUAGCCCUUGGUUCGGUGUCUGCGCUAGGCUCAGGCCCAUACCUGCCCAGUGGGUGGAGGCCCGAUGGACCAGCUUUCUACCUGCCUUCACAGCCAAGGCAAACGGUCGUAGCUCUAAAAGAUGUGGCCCUUCAGGGCUCUGAAGGCUCAGGAUCUGACUUCCUGAGAGAAUAUGGUCCUCCACAAGUACAAAGUCUUCCUGACGUCGCCACGGAACAGUCCUUCGUGGUGCUGGAAGCCAAGUUUGGUGAGGAAGAAGGGGUCAGUGUUGAAGCAGCCACUGAAGUAAGCGAACUGAGGUCUUCACUGGUUGAAGAAUCAGCAACCACUGAGUCCAUCGAAUCUGUUGAGGAAGUGACACAAGCCGAAGUAAUUGAAGGCAGAUCUCUGAACCUUGAAGUUGAAGCAGUAGCUGAAAAAGCCGAAGUAACCCAAGAAGUAGCUACUCUAGCAACGGCUGUGGAACAAGAAGUGAAUGCGAAGUCAGAAGCUUCUGUAGAAGAAGUGAGUGCUAAAAUUGAGACUGACGUCGCUGAGGAAGUUAAGGCUGUCGAAGAAGGAGUGAAGAACAUCGCUGAAGCUAUAGUUGGGUUGGAGAAGGAGGUGGUUGCUAAGCAGGUGCAAAUCUCUCAAGACCUAACUGCAUUCAAAUCAGUCGAGCAAAGUUCGGGAGCUGUGGUGCAAGUCCCAGAAGGAUUCCUCGAGUAUGGACCCCCUGGCUUCAAGGAAUACGGACCCCCUAAGCAAGACGCUCUUCUAAGGAAUGUAGAGGCCACAACAUCUGAGGAAGAAAAGGUUGAAAACAACGAGACCAGAAGAAGGCGUUUUUCUCCUAAAUUCAGAUCCACCAAGAAACACUGAAAAAAAAGAAAAUGCGACAGAUUGAUGGCUCCAAACGAAAAAUGCUUUGUAUAAUGUAAUGCAGUUAAACCAGUAUUAUUUAAUUAUUAUAAUCACUAUAGCGAGUAAACAAUGUGAUAAAUAAUGUUAAUAAAGAUCGUGAAUGUAA
Ostrinia nubilalis (European corn borer) is the source of this 1118-nucleotide messenger RNA. RefSeq lists its product as uncharacterized. The record is from RefSeq and is a predicted model, not a curated record. NCBI's taxonomy places the organism in Eukaryota, Metazoa, Arthropoda, Insecta, Lepidoptera, Crambidae. The coding region runs from base 86 to 970 and encodes 294 amino acids. The transcript has 8 exons.